This is a messenger RNA of Archocentrus centrarchus (flier cichlid), 2911 nucleotides long. RefSeq names its product speckle type BTB/POZ protein like a (gene spopla). The transcript is spliced from 12 exons. The record is from RefSeq and is a predicted model, not a curated record. The coding region runs from base 343 to 1521 and encodes 392 amino acids. Lineage: Eukaryota; Metazoa; Chordata; Actinopteri; Cichliformes; Cichlidae. Gene Ontology annotation, molecular function: protein binding.
GUGUAGAGAUUAGCUUUGGCUAGCCGCUUGUUAGCCGAUGUUGUUUUCCCACCAGCAGGCUGAACCAAAGCGCUUCGUUAGUUAGCAUCCUGUCUCAGGGAUCAGUGAAGGCCCUUUUGUUUCAUGCCGGCUAAUGCGGGGUUUAAACAACACAGCACCGAAUCAACUUGAGGUAUCUUUAGUUAGUUUGUGUCGCAGAUGAGAAGUAACAUAACUGAUUAUGUAACAUGAAGAUGAGGUCAUGAAGGAUCCUGUGAUAACCUAAAAAUCACCCAUCUGUGCACAUUUCAACCAUUCAAGAGUGCUUUAAGGACGUGAGUGAGUGGUACCACAGAGCCAGCGAUGUCACGGGUUCCCACCCCUCCUCCUCCUGGGGAGAUGUCAAGUGGACCUGUGGCAGAAAGCUGGUGUUACACACAGGUCAAAGUUGUGAAGUUUUCCUACAUGUGGACCAUAAACAACUUUAGUUUUUGCAGAGAGGAAAUGGGAGAAGUGUUGAAGAGCUCAACCUUCUCUUCUGGCCCUAAUGACAAAAUGAAAUGGUGUCUGCGAGUCAAUCCAAAGGGACUUGAUGAUGAAAGCAAAGAUUAUCUGUCAUUGUAUUUACUUCUUGUUAGCUGUCCAAAAAGUGAAGUCAGAGCAAAGUUCAAGUUUUCUUUGUUGAAUGCUAAAAGAGAGGAGACAAAAGCAAUGGAAAGCCAAAGAGCAUAUAGAUUUGUCCAAGGCAAAGACUGGGGCUUCAAAAAAUUUAUAAGGAGAGAUUUCCUCCUUGAUGAAGCCAAUGGACUUUUACCAGAUGACAAGCUCACCCUGUUUUGUGAGGUAAGUGUUGUCCAGGAUUCUGUUAACAUUUCGGGCCAGUCCAACAUGAACAUGCUGAAGGUACCAGAGUGUCAGCUGUCUGAUGACCUGGGGAACCUGUGGGAGUGUUCACGCUUCACAGACUGCAGCCUCUAUGUGGGAGGGCAGGAGUUCAAAGCCCACAAAUCCAUCCUUGCAGCGAGGUCACCAGUUUUUAAUGCUAUGUUUGAACAUGAAAUGGAGGAGAGUAAAAAGAACCGUGUUGACAUUAGUGAUGUAGAUCCUGAUGUCUUUAAGGAAAUGAUGGGCUUCAUCUAUACGGGGAAAGCACCUAAUUUGGAGAAAAUGGCAGACAAUUUGCUGGCAGCUGCAGAUAAAUAUGCUCUUGAGCGUUUAAAGGUUAUGUGUGAAGAGGCCUUGUGCAACAGCCUUUCAGUUGAGAAUGUAGCCGACACCCUCAUCCUGGCUGACUUGCACAGUGCCGAGCAGCUCAAAGCACAAGCCAUAGAUUUUAUCAACAGGUGCAGUGUCCUGAGACAGCUGGGCUGUAAAGAUGGAAAGAACUGGAAUAGCAAUCAUGCUACAGAUAUAAUGGAGACUGCAGGCUGGAAGUCAAUGAUCCAGUCCCAUCCUCACUUGGUAGCCGAAGCCUUUCGUGCCCUGGCUUCAGCACAGUGCCCACCCUUCGGUCUUCCCAGGAAGCGCCUAAAACAGUCUUGACUGCCUGACUGUGUCCCAGGACUUUACUGGAGGUGUGAAGCAUGGGUUUAUAAAAGAAGGACUAGCAAGGGUACCACUCUUUAUUUCCACCAAAACUGAACACACUUGAAUAAAGAAGAGUGGGGUUUUUCUGGCCAGGGAUGUGGGGAGGCUGGCACGUGAAAGACUGACAUCAAUUGAUUUCUGGGGGCGGGGCGGGGGAAUUGGUUCACUUGGUGUUGCUUGCUUGCUUUGCCACCCGAACUGAAUUUUGUUCAGACUGGGUAGCAAGUCAGGCUGUCUGCUACAGUUUUAUUUUUCCUGUAAUUUUCAAAAUGGCCUUAAUAUAUCUGCCAUUGCUCUGGAGCUGCUCUGGAGUACUUUGUCUAUUUUACUCUGUGCCUGCCUUGUCACAAAGACCAGGCCUCCUCCAGGUUGCACUAGUUCCCAUGAAUAGUCAUUUUGAUAUGGAGUUCUAUAGGAACGUAACAAAGGUUUAACUAAAUGGGAAAUAUUAUAUAUUUGUAAUGUUUAGCCCAUUUUGUGACUAGACAUUAAAAAGCAUGAACACUUUCAGUGCAAGGUCAGUUCUUUACACUUUUUAAAAGAUGUGUAUGCCCCAUAUUGAUGGCACCAUUUCUAUGUAAAUGACAGUUGAACCAUCUUCAAAAGACCAAUGUACAAGAAAGUGUGUCCUAUUGCAUAUUUGUGGGGGGAAAUAGUGAUCUGUCAUUAUGAAGACCGUGUCGAUCCUUGUGAAACAUGUAAGACAGAAAAGUGUCUGUACUUUGGCCCUAAUAUAUUAAAACAUUGGAAGUAUAUGGACAUAUUUACUCAGUCUCCCAUUGGAAUGACAUAUUCCAGAUCAUACGUCUGUGAAGUGUUAUAGAUUCAAUUUUGAGAAUUUGUUUAUUUAGUAUUGCCAACUUGCAGAUAUUAUAUAUUCUCAAUAUAUUGUGGUUAACUAAAAGUGGAGAGACUAAUGCAUGGUCAUGUUAUUGUCAAAAGAAAGUGUCCAAGUACCAAUUUUGUUUUUAACCAUUUUUUUUCUGCAAUUAUCUGACAUAUUUGUGCAGAAUAAAAUUAAUUGAGUAUGUGCAAAAUCUUCCUCUAACAUGCUUGGAUAUCUGUAGGAUGCUGAGCAUCAGUUCUACUGGCAAUGUUAUUCUGUGUUCGAAUGAGGGGGUUGUCAUUUUUAUUUGGUCCGUCUUAUAUGUUGUGUGGCGUGACAGACACUUCAGAGGAUUUUGUAAAUUAAGAGUAGCAUCAUUUUUACAUGAUAUUACUCAUCAUUCAGCGUCAUGUUGAGAUGUUGAAACUUUGGAAGCAAAAAAAAGAUGAAGUUGUUGUCUGCAAGAAUGCCUGCAUUAACCCAUUAAAACAUUUUCCAGCAGUCUGAAGUGGCCUAGGU